AAGCCUGCGUCUGAACGUUGUCUUUGAGAACAAAACGCACGCAGUCGCACUGAAAGGAAUCAACCCGCGGCCGCCGGCAUAUUGAACUCCAACUUGCUAACGUUACCAGGAGAAGAAAAGAGCAGCAAACAUUGACGUCUGUAUAAAAUGGCUGUGAACGUUUACUCAACCUCAGUGUGCAGCGACAACUUGAGUCGUCAUGACAUGCUUGCAUGGAUUAACGAAUCAUUACAGAUCAACCUUACCAAGAUAGAGCUGUUAUGUUCAGGUGCGGCCUACUGCCAGUUCAUGGACAUGCUUUUUCCCGGCUGUGUGCCUUUGAAGAAAGUCAAAUUUGCUGCAAAACUGGAGCACGAAUUCAUUCACAACUACAAGAUCUUGCAAGCUGGCUUCAAAAGAAUGGGUGUCGACAAAAUCAUCCCUGUUGACAAGUUGAUAAAAGGCAAGUUUCAGGACAACUUUGAGUUUGUGCAGUGGUUCAAGAAGUUCUUUGAUGCCAACUAUGAUGGGAAGGAGUACGACCCUGUGGAGGCUCGCCAGGGCCAAGACACCAUGCCCUGCCCUGCAAUGUCUGCCCUCAACAAACCCAAGAAGAUCCUCAAUGCUGCACCCCAGCGGGCAGCAGUUGCCAAGGUAGCACCCAAAAUGGCGCCCAGCUCGGCACGGAGACCAGGGGCUGGCGGAAGUGACGAGGAGCGGGCAGAACUAAUCCAGGAGGUGAAUAUACUGAAGUCCACCAUCCAGGACAUGGAGAAGGAGAGGGACUUCUAUUUUGGCAAACUGAGGAACAUUGAGCUCAUCUGCCAAGAGAAGGAAGGAGAGGGCGACCCCACACUGCAGAGGAUUGUGGAUAUACUCUACGCCACCGACGAGGGGUUCGUCAUACCAGACGCUGAGUCAGAGGACCACGAGGAAUUCUAAUGUUCAAGACUGGAUCAUGCAACUUUUAAUACUACCCCCCAACCUCUUCAAUCAGCUACAACAGCUCCCAUCCUCACCCUACGUACCACACCCUAAACAACCGGAUCAUGUUAUGUAUUGCUUGGUCUCUGAAUAGACUGUAUAUGUUUUUCGUCUGUCAAAUCAAGUUGAAAUAAGUAGUGUGAAGUCCCACUUCCUCUGAUUUCCCUUCUUCGGGUCAUCCUAUUGGCCUGUGCCAGCGUCGGUCUCGGCAUCAUGUUGGAAGAAGGCGGUUAUUUUGGCUCUCUAUUUGGGUCCAGAAGAGUGAGCUGUCAGUCUGUAAGAUGCCACUUUUUUUCUUGGUCUUUCCCCUAAUUUUCUAUCUCUUCCGGGAAUUGGAGUUACAAGUUCGUUGGCGCCUGCACUCACUUUUGUACAUUGUAUUUUUCUUAGUUUACUCGUUUCCCAAAUUAUUACAGUCUUUGCCACACGUACAGUGGGGAGAACAAGUAUUUGAUACACUGCCGAUUUUGCAGGUUUUCCUACUUACAAAGCAUGUUAA
Molecule: messenger RNA, 1462 nt
Organism: Coregonus clupeaformis (lake whitefish)
Lineage: Eukaryota; Metazoa; Chordata; Actinopteri; Salmoniformes; Salmonidae
Product: microtubule-associated protein RP/EB family member 1-like
Exons: 7
Coding region: 148-921 (257 amino acids)
Biological process (GO): regulation of microtubule polymerization or depolymerization; spindle assembly; protein localization to microtubule plus-end
Cellular component (GO): microtubule plus-end; spindle midzone; cytoplasmic microtubule
Molecular function (GO): microtubule plus-end binding
Source: RefSeq, a predicted model, not a curated record